Messenger RNA from Choloepus didactylus (southern two-toed sloth), 2829 nucleotides. RefSeq names its product dymeclin (gene DYM). The record is from RefSeq and is a predicted model, not a curated record. Lineage: Eukaryota; Metazoa; Chordata; Mammalia; Pilosa; Megalonychidae. Bases 407 to 2581 code for a protein of 724 amino acids. The transcript has 18 exons. Gene Ontology annotation, cellular component: Golgi apparatus. Gene Ontology annotation, biological process: Golgi organization.
GCAGCGCCAGCCCUUGGGUCCCUAGCUACGUUGUUCGCCGCUUCCCUCUUCUCUCCCGGCUCCGGCCCUCCGCAUCGACACGGCCUCGGAGGCCGAUCCCUAGCCAAGCCAGAGCCGGAGCUGCAGCCGGAGCUGCACAGACGUGGAAGCAUGGAGGCCUGAUCCGGCGUGCGUCACUCCGGGCUGCGGCUGUGGCGGCGGUAGCGGCUUCUGAAUCUCCUUGGCCACCCGCUCGUAGGUCCGCGGAGCUGCAAGCCGAUCCCCCCGGCGGCUGACACAGGUGGGCUGGGCGCCGCCCCCGGCAGCGCGGCCCUGGAAGCCCCGCGGGACACCCCUGCCCCUUGUCGGAGUUGAUUAUUUUGAAGAAAUGAAGGUUUAAGGACAAGUUACCUAACCAGAUUAGAAGAUGGGAUCGAACAGCAGCAGGAUCAGUGAUCUUCCUAAAAAUGAGUAUUUAAAAAAGUUAUCAGGCACAGAAUCUAUCUCUGAGAAUGACCCGUUCUGGAAUCAGCUUCUGUCGUUUUCUUUCCCUGCACCAACUAGCAGUACGGAGUUGAAGCUCUUGGAGGAGGCAACCAUUUCAGUCUGCAGGUCUUUAGUUGAAAACAAUCCCCGAACAGGAAACCUCGGUGCCCUAAUUAAGGUCUUCCUUUCUAGAACCAAAGAACUAAAACUUUCAGCAGAAUGUCAGAACCACAUCUUCAUUUGGCAGACACACAAUGCUUUGUUUAUUAUUUGCUGCUUGCUGAAAGUGUUCAUCUAUGAAAUGUCAGAGGAGGAAUUGCAACUUCAUUUUACUUAUGAAGAAAAAUCUCCUGGCAGUUAUAGUUCUGACUCAGAAGAUCUCUUGGAAGAAUUGCUCUGCUCUCUGAUGCAGUUAAUCACUGAUAUUCCACUCUUAGAUAUUACAUAUGAAAUAUCAGUAGAAGCUAUAUCAACAAUGGUUGUUUUCCUUUCCUGCCAACUCUUCCACAAGGAAAUUUUGCGACAGAGCAUCAGUCAAAAGUAUUUGAUGCAGGGUCGAUGUCUUCCGUACACCAGCAAACUUGUGAAAACCUUAUUGUAUAACUUUAUCAGACAAGAAAAACCACCUCCUCCAGGAGCCCAUGUUUUCUCUCAGCAAACGGAUGGGGGCGGACUGCUCUAUGGACUUGCAUCAGGAGUAGCAACUGGACUCUGGACUGUCUUCACACUGGGCAGCGUGGGCAGCAAAGCGGCUGCCACUCCAGAGUUUUCGUCACCUCUGGCCAACCAGAGCCUGCUCCUCCUGCUGGUGCUGGCCAACCUGACCGAUGCUCCGGACGCGCCAAACCCCUACCGGCAGGCCAUCAUGUCCUUUAAGAACACACAAGAUAACAGUCCUUUCCCUUCGUCAAUUCCACAUACUUUCCAAAUUAACUUUAAUAGUUUGUACACAGCUUUAUGUGAGCAGCAGACGUCUGAUCAGGCAACUCUCCUCUUGUAUACAUUACUCCACCAGAACAGCAAUAUUAGAACAUACAUGUUGGCUCGCACAGAUAUGGAAAAUCUUGUUUUGCCGAUUCUUGAGAUUCUUUAUCAUGUUGAAGAAAGAAAUGCACACCAUGUGUACAUGGCUCUUAUAGUAUUGUUGAUCCUCACAGAAGAUGAUGGCUUCAAUAGAUCCAUUCAUGAAGUGAUAUUAAAAAAUAUUACUUGGUAUUCAGAACGGGUUUUAACCGAGAUUUCCCUGGGGAGUCUCCUCAUCCUGGUCGUAAUAAGAACCAUUCAGUACAACAUGACAAGGACACGAGACAAAUACCUUCACACAAAUUGUUUGGCAGCUUUAGCAAAUAUGUCGUCACAAUUCCGUUCCCUCCAUCAGUAUGCUGCCCAGAGGAUCAUCAGUUAUACCUGCCGCCACUUGCGGAGAUAUGUUUAUGUGUUGGACAAACUGUAUUUCCCCCACUCUCACUGCUCUACGCUUCAGCAUUGCUUCUCGACCCUCAGUGACAAUGGAGAGGAACUCUUGUCUUUAACUUGCUCUCACAUUCUCAGAUCCUAUGCUUCCAGUUUGUUUUCUUUGCUGUCUAAAAAACACAACAAAGUUCUGGAACAAGCCACACAGUCCUUGAGGGGUUCGCUGAGUUCCAAUGAUGUUCCUCUUCCAGAUUAUGCGCAAGACCUAAAUGUCAUCGAAGAAGUGAUUCGAAUGAUGUUAGAGAUCAUCAAUUCCUGCCUGACAAAUUCUCUUCACCACAAUCCAAACUUGGUGUAUGCACUGCUUUACAAACGAGAUCUCUUUGAACAAUUUCGAACUCAUCCUUCAUUUCAGGAUAUAAUGCAAAAUAUUGAUCUGGUGAUCACCUUCUUUAGCUCAAGAUUGCUACAAGCUGGAGCUGAGCUGUCAGUGGAACGGGUCCUGGAAAUUAUCAAGCAAGGGGUUGUUGCACUGCCCAAAGAUAGACUAAAGAAAUUUCCAGAAUUGAAAUUCAAGUACGUGGAAGAGGAGCAGCCCGAGGAGUUUUUUAUCCCCUAUGUGUGGUCUCUUGUCUACAACUCAGCAGUGGGCCUGUACUGGAACCCACAGGACAUCCAACUGUUCACAAUGGAUUCCAACUAAGGGAAGGACACCCCUACCAACCCCCUCCAGCUGAGCAGUCCUUCUAGUUACUUUAUUUCUGGGAGAGGAGAAGCAGACAGACAGAUUGCCUGGGGUAUCUUCUAAAGAGGAUUACGCAAGUAUGUUUCUAUUGCACACUUUGAUUUGGACAUUGGUGCCUGUUGGCAAUAGAUCACUCAGCUUAAAUUGUAGUGCAAAGGGGGUAGAGGGGUGCACAACAAUAAUAAACAUAAAAACUUGCUACUUAA